Molecule: messenger RNA, 2121 nt
Organism: Penaeus chinensis
Lineage: Eukaryota; Metazoa; Arthropoda; Malacostraca; Decapoda; Penaeidae
Exons: 5
Coding region: 61-1653 (530 amino acids)
Source: RefSeq, a predicted model, not a curated record
UCCAAGUUAGGAAAUCGUAUAUAUAAAUUUAGUUCUACAUAUUACUUAAAAAAAAGAAGAAUGCCUCAGAUCCCAAGCGCCCUCCUGACGCGGACAGCCCAAGCCCUGGUCUCUCACGCCCGCCUUCGCCACACGGCCGCCCUGGCAGGGGCGGGGGCGGCACGUGGCUCAAAGAGCGCCACGCAUAGCGAUCUCAGCCAAGUGUCUUCGCGGAACACCUCCACGGCGAGAGUCACACGCAACAGGACGGCCCACGCCUUCAAGACCCAUUACCAGGAGGAGGCGGAGUGGCUGUGGCCCGUGGACGACACUCAGGUGAUGUUUGUGACUGGGCACGAUGCGGGGGCGCGCUUCGCUAGUCCUGCCAUGACCCUGAACUCAUCGGCGCCGCUCAGGGUCGAGGACGUCGAAGAAGCUCUGUUCCAGCUGCAGAGGAAAACACCGAUAUAUCAAGUUUGUAUAAGUGAAAGGAAUGGAAGGCUUUGGUGGAAGAAGCGAGACGACCUCGACAUCAACUUUAAGGUCCUUGAAAGAGGGACGGAUACACUGGACGUGGUCAAUUCCAUGUGGGACGAAGGCUUCGAGAGGGACGGGGCCAUCUGGAAGUCUCGCCUGGUGCCCGCCGACGCCCACGAGCCUUGUCCGAUGCCCGAACUCCAGGCAGCUUACCCCUACCAGUACAACUUCAUGACCUGCACCCAUCAUGCCAUAGGCGAUGGCAUGUCCAUCGCCCACCUCAGCCAGGGUUUCCUCGACAUCCUCAACACAAUCCUCGAUGGACGCCAGGUCGACGACAAGCCCCUUGGGAUCUUCCUGUCCAACGAAGAGAUCGUGGCAAAGGACGAGGUCAUUCGAAAGCAGCUCCUGGAGGACCCGGAGCGCCUGGAAGGACUGAAGGCCGAGGUCCUGAGGGCGAACAAGGCACCCACCCUCCACAAAGCCUUUCCUCGGCCGAGCGUCGCCAAGCCCGAGACCAAGUACAUCAUCAACCACUUGGAGGGGAAGAUACACGACGCAUUCGCCGAUCGUUGCAAGAAGGCGGGCGUCUCCUUCGGCUCGGGGAUACAGGCCGCGAUCAACACUGCCAUGGUGGAGAUGCUCAGGGACGCGGGCGUUGACGACGAGUACCACGACAUCAGCGUCAAUCUGGCAGCGGACCUCCGCAGAUACAUGGAGCGACGGCCCCUCCACGCGCUGGGUCUCCACGUCCGCACCAUUGCCAGCGUCACGCGCACGCACAAAGACACGCGACAACGCUUUUGGGAGUACGCCGCAGACCUCCACCGGGAAGUCGGAGCUCAGGUCAAGUCGGGAGGGGUCCUGCAGCAGGAGGUUGUUCGCAGGAUGGUCAUGCCAAAGGUGGAUCCCAAGGAAUUCUACGUAGGCUCUCCCGCGCUGAUACGAGAUUAUGGCUUCAGCAACCUCGGGGAUUUCACCAAGGUCAUCCCAGGAACUGGUAAGCAUGUGCAGAUGACCAAUCUCCUUCAGUUCAGUGCCGCCCACAAGUUUAUAUACAUGAAUUUCCACCAGAUGUUUACCUUCCGAGGCAGUUGCAAGUAUUUAAUCAGCUACGCAACUGACCAGAUGUCGGACGAGACAGCCCAGCUACUCGCGAACAAAGUCUUUGAAAUCAUAACAGAGUUUUCCAAGUAAAUCUUUACCAACAAGGAAAGAUUUGCGUACAGUAUAUUAAUACAAAUAUCUUUAUCAUCUUUGAUUAGAGGGAGAACAAUCGUGAGCUCUUUCAUGCUAAUGGUUUAAAAAUCGUCCUUCAGUAUAGUACAAAAAGUUGAACCAUAAAUUCUUUCCACAUUUAUUUUCCACAUUUAUUUUCAUACCGGAAAUAAUCGGUGAAUAACCAAAAGACAAAGCAGGGCUUACCUGUGGCUUUCACUGAAUCAUUUUUCCCAUUUUGAUAUGUUCAUGUUUGUACUAAAUCGAUUAUGUUGAUAUCUAUGUUUCUUUUGAAAAUUUAAACUGUUGUAACCAAUGAAUGACAAAGGAUUGUCUUAUAAAUAAGCCAAUCAUGGUAUUAAUCUCUUAUAAAAAAGAUAUAUAUAUAAAUACUUAAUAUAUAUAUAUAUACUAUUAACCUCACUAGUAUUUGACGCAGCCCCUUUG